Messenger RNA from Cladophialophora yegresii CBS 114405, 1170 nucleotides. RefSeq lists its product as uncharacterized. The transcript has 3 exons. Bases 1 to 1170 code for a protein of 389 amino acids. NCBI's taxonomy places the organism in Eukaryota, Fungi, Ascomycota, Eurotiomycetes, Chaetothyriales, Herpotrichiellaceae. The record is from RefSeq and is a predicted model, not a curated record.
AUGGCUGCAACGAAGAACCAUGCUAUCGUGUUCGGAGCAUCCGGGGUCUCGGGAUGGGCAGUCGUCGAUCAGCUGCUGCGUGAUUAUCCCAAAGCAGGAACCUGGGAUAAAGUGACUGCUUUGACGAACCGGCCGCUCAGUCUCGACGUCUCUCUGUGGCCGAAGACUGACAACUUGCGAAUCGUGCCGGGACUCAAUCUGCUCGAACCUAGUCAGGAGGUUUUCAAUGAAACUGUGAAGAAGCAGAUCCCUGAUAUCGACACAGUCACACACGUCUUUUACUACGCCUACAAAGCCAAUACAAACUUUCAACAGGAAAAGAAGGACGCUGUUGACAUGGUGGUUCGAGCAGUCACGGCAGUAGACAUGCUCUCGCCGGUUCUGCAAUUCGUGGCGUUCCAAACUGGUGCAAAGAUGUAUGGCUUCUUGCUACAAGAAGAUCAUUACUUCCCAGUACCUCUGAAGGAGUCAUUGCCUCGACUGAAGCCACCGUUCAGUGAUCAGCUCUUUUACCAUGGCCAACUCGAUUGGCUAGAAUCCUAUUCCAAAGGCAAGUCAUGGACUUGGUGCGAAACGAGGCCCGAUAUCGUGAUCGGAUUUGCUCCGAAUCACUCGGCGUACUCCCUCGCCGCAUCUUUGGCCAUCUAUUUCUCCUUGUGGAGAGAUAUCAAUGGCCCGGGCAGCAUGGUACCCUUCCCUGGAAACAUGAAAAGCUGGAUCGCAAAGCACAACGAUGCCGGCAGCGAGAUGAUCGGCAAGCAGAUGAUCUUCCUCUCGCUACAUCCCGAAGUCAGCGGGAACGGAGAAGCAUUCAAUGUGGCAUCCAACUUCAAGUACGACACCUGGGAAGGAAAAUGGCCCCAGCUGUGCGAGUAUUUCGGUCUCAAAUCCGCGCCUCCCAGUGACGAGUCGAAAGAAGUUCGUGAAUAUAUCAACGACAACAUUGGACGCUGGAAGGACAUCGAGCAGAAAUACCAACUCCGCAACGACAUUGCUCAGUCAGGAGUCACCAUGCCGGGGUUCGAGAUCCUGCAUCUGAGGCUUGCUGACUUUGAUCGACAGUACGACAUGAACAAAAUCUACAAAGCAGGAUUUUCCGAGAACUACUCGGUCAUGGACACCUGGGGCCCGACCUGGGAUAAAAUGAGGAAGGCGAAGAUGAUCCCAUAG